This is a messenger RNA of Coregonus clupeaformis (lake whitefish), 506 nucleotides long. RefSeq names its product spliceosome-associated protein CWC27 homolog. Lineage: Eukaryota; Metazoa; Chordata; Actinopteri; Salmoniformes; Salmonidae. The transcript has 5 exons. The record is from RefSeq and is a predicted model, not a curated record. Bases 144 to 506 code for a protein of 120 amino acids.
AACUUCUCUGCUCCUCACUCUCAAUCUGUUGCUGACUUGGAAGCGUGGUACUGUAGUUAUGAACAGUCGGACUCUGCCCUGUUUAUUUUGUCAGGAACUUCAGUCUGUUGUCAUUCAGAGAGGAAGCUGAGAAGGAAGAGGAAAUGGUAACUCAAGUCAGCCAGGAAAAGAGCCAAGGUGCAGCUGGAGAAGCAGCAGAGGGUGAGGAUGAUGAGGCUGCGGAGGGGAAUGCGAAUGGUGAUGAAGAGGAGUAUGACUCUGAUGAGAGGCAGGAAAUGAGGGAGAGGAUCUCUAAGAAGCUGAAGAAGAUGGAGGACGAGAAGAAGAGUACAGACCCCAGCGAGGAGGACAGAGGAAAGAGGGCCAACCGCAGGGAUGAGCUUCGUCAAGCGGCUCGCCAAUUGAAGAAGGAUCUACAGGCCAUCAAAAAGAGGAGAGAAGACAUUGCCAAUCCUCCAAAGAACGAGGAAGAAGGCGAGGAUCACAAUCUCCAUGAGGUGCAGUAG